Molecule: messenger RNA, 5666 nt
Organism: Phyllotreta striolata
Lineage: Eukaryota; Metazoa; Arthropoda; Insecta; Coleoptera; Chrysomelidae
Source: the annotation of a GenBank genome assembly
GUCAAUGUGUCUACACGAUAUAGUGGAAUCACGUCAACAGCACCCCUUUCGGAGAAAUUUCUGGUGGGGAUGGAAAAUCCCUUAUUGGAUAAGAAAAGGAAUUAUUUACCUCCGCGGUGUUUCGUGCACGUUCACCCGUUUCAGUCCAAAGGAUUUGUUUAAACUGGUAACUUCUUGGAGCGAAAUGUUGUCGAGCGCGCAGAUUCUGCGACGGUGUUUCGUGUUGUUGAAAAGGAAAUUAUUAGGGAAGAUCCGGCGAUUUUAGAUGAUUCCUGAUCAUCCGGAACAUGUAAAAAACGAUUAAAACUAUGAUUGUGAUUUAAUAGUAGAAUGUCGCAAGCGGGCGGUAAAAAGGGCGGUGGUAAAGCGCCUGCUAAAGAUAACAAAAAUGACGAUAAAGAUAAUAUUGGUAAAACUGGUCCCACCAAGGAACCUAAGGAAAAGGAAAAGGAAGAAACCGGCAGCAACCAGGAAGGCGACGAAGGACCCGUUUCCAAACCCCAAAGUGCCGGUGCCAACAUUCGAGAUGCCGCCCAAAGGGUACUUAUACUGUGCCAAAAGGGAGAAUGGGGCCCCGUCGACCAGAUCCUCAAGUCCAUGGAGAAGGCCAUCGCCAACGCCGGCGACGACGCCAACAGCAUCCCCUUGGCUGGUGUUUUGGACUUGGCGACCGGGAUGACACCUCUCAUGUACGCCGUCAAAGACAACAGGACGUCGCUCAUCGACAGGAUGAUCGACCUGGGAUCCGACGUCGGCGCCAGAAACAACGAUAAUUACAAUGUCCUUCAUAUAUCGGCGAUGCAUUCCAGAGAGGAUGUUGUUAAAUUGUUGCUUACUAAAAGGGGUGUUGAUCCCUAUUCGACAGGAGGGAGUCGAAAUCAAACAGCCGUCCAUCUAGUGGCCUCGAGACAAACCGGCACCGCCACGGCCAUCCUUCGAGCCCUCCUGCAAGCAGCAGGAAAGGACAUCCGAUUGAAAACAGACGGACGAGGUAAAAUCCCUCUUCUGCUGGCUGUGGAAGCUGGCAACCAGUCAAUGUGCAGGGAAUUACUGAGCGCACAAACGGCGGAACAACUGAAAGCCCAAUCUGCAAAUGGAGACACCGCUCUCCACUUGGCAGUUCGAAGAAAAGACAUAGACAUGGUGAGGAUAUUGGUCGAUUACGGAACCAGCGUGGAUAUCCGCAACGGUGAAGGCCAAGCUCCAUUGCACAUAGCCGCUGCCGAAGGAGAUGAGGUGUUGGUGAAGUAUUUUUACGGAGUUAGAGCUUCUGCUGGAGUCAUCGACAAUCAAGAUAGAACUCCCAUGCAUCUCGCUGCCGAAAACGGCCACGCUAACAUCAUAGAACUCCUCGCCGAUAAAUUCAAAGCCAGCAUAUUCGAGCGCACCAAGGACGGGUCCACGUUGAUGCACAUAGCCUCGCUCAACGGACACGCCGAUUGCGCCAUGAUGCUUUUCAAAAAGGGAGUGUACCUGCAUAUGCCCAAUAAGGAUGGGGCCAGGAGCAUACACACUGCAGCCAGAUACGGUCACGUCGGAAUAAUCAAUACCCUGCUGCAGAAAGGAGAAAAAGUCGAUGUCACGACGAAUGAUAAUUACACCGCUUUGCAUAUCGCCGUCGAGUCCUGCAAGCCCGCAGUCGUCGAAACCCUGCUGGGAUACGGCGCUGACGUGCACGUUCGAGGAGGCAAAUUAAAGGAGACCGCGUUGCACAUAGCUGCUCGCGUAAAGGACGGUGAAAAAUGCGCUCUGAUGCUGCUAAAAUCCGGCGCCGGGCCAAAUUUGGCCACGCACGAUGGCCAAACGCCCGUUCACGUCGCGGCCAAAUACGGCAAUUUGCAAACUUUGCUGCUCCUUCUCGAAGACGGGGGAGAUCCUUUGUUUAAAAAUAAGAAAGGCGAAACUCCUCUUCACCUAGCCUCCAGGGGGUGCCAAGCAGAAGUCGCCCGCCACCUAAUCAACUAUAUAAAAGAUAAAAAAGGCGACGACAAGGCCGCUUCGUACAUCAACGAGCAGAAUGAGAACGACGAAAGCGCCCUUCACUACGUGUGCACCGUCACCAAAGAGGAGGUCGUCGUGCCCAAUUCCGAUAGAGAAACGGCGAAGAUCCUGCUAGAAAGCGGCGCCGACGUCAAACUCAUGACAGGCAAACACGAAUCGCCCUUCCACUACGUCGCAGUUGCCGGUAACAACGACGUCGUCAUGGAAAUGAUAGCCCACAUGUCGCCCACCGACUCCCAGAAGGCUCUAAACAGACAAAACGACCACGGGUGGACGCCUCUUUUGAUUGCCUCACGUAAAGGUCAUAUUGAUUUGGUGAACAAUCUACUGGCCAACCACGCGAGAGUGGACAUAUUCGAUUUAGAGGGUCGCUCGGCCUUGCACUUGGCGGCCGAACAAGGGUAUUUGCCGGUGUGCGAUUCGCUUCUCACCCACAAAGCCUUCAUCAAUUCGAAGUCGCGCAACGGCAGAACGGCGCUGCAUCUGGCCGCGAUGAACGGCUACAUACACCUGGUGCAGUUCCUCAUCAAAGACCACAACGCCGUCAUCGACAUUCUGACGCUCAAAAAGCAAACGCCCCUGCACUUGGCGGCCGCCGCCGGCCAGAUAGAGGUGUGCAAGUUGCUGUUGGAGCUGGGCGCCGACAUCGACGCCACCGACGAGCAAGGCCAGAAGCCCAUCCACGCGGCCUGCCAAAAUAACUAUUCCGAAGUUGCCAAAUUGUUUCUACAGCAGCACCCCAGCCUGGUGAUGGCCACCACUAAGGACGGGAACACUUGCGCUCACAUCGCGGCAGCGCAAGGGUCCGUCACUGUCAUUGAAGAACUCAUGAAGUUCGAUAGACAAGGCGUGAUUUCGGCCAGGAAUAAAAUGACUGACGCUACACCGCUGCAAAUGGCCGCUGAAGGUGGUCACGCCGAAGUCGUGAAAGCUUUAGUCAGAGCCGGAGCGAAUAUAACGGAUGAAAAUAAAGGAGGUUUCACCGCCGUUCAUCUGGCUGCGCAACACGGUCAUUUACAAGUACUCGAAGUACUAAGAUCCUCUAACACUCUGCGGGUUAUCAGCAAGAAACUCGGAGUGACACCUCUACACGUCGCUGCUUAUUUCGGGCAAGCGGAUACCGUGCGAGAGUUACUAGCCCACGUUCCGGGUACUGUUAAAUCUGAAGUACCAAACGGCGCUUCAUUAGUUCCUACGCUUGGCAACGAAUCGGGGAUGACGCCGCUCCAUUUAGCCUCUUUUUCCGGCAACGAGAACGUCGUAAGGCUGCUCCUCAAUUCCGCGGGAGUGCAAGUUGAUGCAGCCACCCACGAAAACGGUUACAAUCCAAUGCAUUUAGCUUGUUACGGUGGUCACGGAACUGUGGUAGGUUUGCUGCUGAGUAGGUCGGCUGAAUUGUUGCAAAGUCACGACAAACACGGCAAAACUGGCCUUCAUAUAGCUGCUACGCAUGGGCAUUACCAAAUGGUUGAAGUACUUUUAGGUCAAGGAGCCGAGAUAAACGCUCAGGAUAAAAACGGUUGGACGCCUUUGCAUUGCGCAGCUAGAGCUGGUUGCUUCGAUGUAGUGAAGCUGCUAGUCGAAUCCGGGGCUUCCCCGAAAUCUGAAACCAACCUCGGUGCUGCGCCCAUUUGGUUCGCAGCUUCAGAAGGCCAUCACGCUGUUUUGGAGUAUCUAAUGACCAAAGAACACGACACGUACGCUCUAAUGGAAGACAGAAGGUUCGUUUACAACUUAAUGGUGUGCUCUAAGAACCAUAACAACAAACCAAUCGAGGAAUUUAUUUUGGUGUCUCCGGCGCCUGUGGACACCGCUGCUAAGUUAUCAAAUAUUUUGAUCGUUCUGUCGAACAAAGAGAAGGAAAGGGCCAAGGAUCUGAUAGCUGCUGGGAAAUUCUGCGAAGCCAUGGCGACCGAAUUGCUGGCGCUUGCCGCUGGAGCCGAUUCCGCCGGGAAAAUCCUCACGGCUACCGACAGAAGGAACGUGGAAUUCCUGGACGUCCUCAUCGAAAACGAGCAGAAGGAAGUUAUAGCGCACACGGUGGUGCAACGUUACCUUCAGGAACUGUGGAGAGGAGCGCUCAAUUGGGCGGCGUGGCGUACUCUCCUGCUGUUCGUGCUUUUCAUAAUCUGUCCACCGGUGUGGAUAGCCUUCACUCUACCGUUAGGUCACAAGUACUACAAAGUACCGAUAAUAAAGUUCAUGUCGUAUUUGACGUCUCACGUCUACCUGAUGAUUUGGUUGUUGAUAGUGGGCAUAACGCCGCCGUUUCCGGUAGUAAGGAAGAGUUUGCUGCCCUAUUCGUACGAAUGGGUGCUGUUGGUGUGGCUAAGCGGUUUGCUGCUCUUCGAAUUGACCAACCCGAGCGAUAAAUCGGGCUUGGGUUGGAUCAAAAUAUCGGUGCUGCUGUUCAGCAUAUUCGGCGUCGGCGUGCAUUUAUUAGCUUUUCUAUUCAUAGACAAAGUCUACUGGCCGACGAUGUUGUAUUGUAGGAAUCAAUUGUUCGCUUUAAGUUUCGUACUAGCUUGCGUGCAGAUUUUGGAUUUCCUGUCGUUCCAUCACCUGUUCGGACCGUGGGCCAUAAUUAUCGGCAAUUUGAUGAAGGAUCUGGCGAGAUUUUUGGCCGUUUUGGCGAUUUUUGUGUUCGGAUUUUCCAUGCAAUUCGUCGCUUUGAAUCAACCGUUCGCGAAUUUGAACAGCAACGAUCUGACGAGGCUUAACAGGCUGGGCGUUCUUAAACCAGGUCAUUUCGUCGAUGUCCAAAAGAGUCCUAUCAGCGCUUUCGAGUUGCUGUUUUUCGCGGUGUUCGGCCAAACAUCGACCGAGCAACUGAAAAGCUACGGGCCGAAUAGUAUUAAUCGCUCUAAUAAUCAACCCCCUUGGACGGAGGUGCUUUUUAAAAUCGUUUACGGUGUGUACAUGUUGGUGUCUGUCGUCGUGCUGAUUAAUCUACUCAUUGCCAUGAUGACCGAUACCUAUCAACGCAUUCAGGCCCAAUCAGAUAUAGAGUGGAAAUUCGGACUGAGCAAACUCAUCAGGUCUAUGCACAGGACAACUACAGCUCCUUCCCCCAUCAAUCUGAUAACCACCUGGUUAUUUUACUUAGUUGAAGUUUGCAAGAAGAAAGAAUUUAUUCCAGUGAAAACGAGGAAGCGCCAGAGUCUGGUCCAUCUCAUGGGGACCUUCCAGCGCAACACUCAGUUGAGCCCCAGAUCGAAAGCGGGCCAGAAAUGGCUGUCGAAAGUGAAGAAAGGCAGGCAGAUAGCGCCGAAAGAAUCGGUCGCUCUGUCUGUAGCCCAUCUGAGCCCUCGUGGCUCCCAAUUGAGUUUCUCCCUUCAAACCACCAGAAUAGAGCACGUGACUGAUUGGGAGGCCAUAGCUAAGAAGUACAGAGCACUGAUGGGCCAAGUGGACGAGACCAAAGAGCAGACCAACGAGGAGGAAGAAGAAGACGAAGAUGAAAAUCCCACUGCUAAUACUGUUAAUGUACAAAAUUCAUUCGGUUGAUGAGGUAAUUAUUCAUAUAGAAAAUAUAAUCUAUUGUUGUUUGUGUACUACAAUUUGUGUAAUGAACCAUAUUUUAUAUACCUACUUAGUAAAUGAGAUAAAUGUGAAUAUUUAUACAUGUAUGUGAAAUUAAAUUCUCUAAAAUUUUCAUUGCGGUU